AUGGCGUCGUCAUCCACGCCGGCCACGCCCCUCCUAUACUCCUGCAUCGCGCACAAGACGACGAUACUCUCAGAAUGCACCACGUCGGCCUCGUCGCAAGCCUCAUCGCUCGCCUCGCUCAUCCUGCCCAAGAUCGAGCAUGCCUCGCCGCAAAAGUUGACGUACACACACGGCCAGCACCAGAUCCACUACGUCGCCGAGUCCCCCUCGGAGCACCCGGGCCACCCAGCCGCCGGCGGCCUCACCUUCCUCGUCAUCGCCGACGCCUCGCUCGGCCGCCGCGUACCGUUUGGCUACCUCGUCGAGAUCCGCCGGCGUUUCUUCGAGCACUUCCCCGAGAGCGGCGACUUUGCCGACAUGCCCAACUACGGCGCCGGGUCCUUCAACGCCGAGCUCAAGAGCCUCAUGGUCGAGUACGGGUCCACGACGGGCGGCCGCGACGACGCCAUUGGCAACGCCAAGCGCGAGAUUGAUGACGUCCGCGGAAUCAUGACGCGCAACAUUGAGAGCCUGCUCGAGCGCGGCGAGCGCGUCGACCUGCUCGUCGACAAGACGGACCGCCUGGGCGGCAGCGCCCGCGAGUUCCGCGUCCGGAGCCGCGGCCUCAAGCGCCAGAUGUGGUGGAAGAACGUCAAGCUCAUGGCCCUGCUCGCCCUCGUCAUCAUUCUCAUUGUCGUGGUCAUUGUCCUUGCCGCCAAGGGUGGAUCUUGA
Messenger RNA from Hirsutella rhossiliensis, 711 nucleotides. RefSeq names its product synaptobrevin domain-containing protein. Lineage: Eukaryota; Fungi; Ascomycota; Sordariomycetes; Hypocreales; Ophiocordycipitaceae. The record is from RefSeq and is a predicted model, not a curated record. Gene Ontology annotation, cellular component: membrane. Bases 1 to 711 code for a protein of 236 amino acids. The transcript has 2 exons. Gene Ontology annotation, biological process: vesicle-mediated transport.